Molecule: messenger RNA, 1170 nt
Organism: Cylindrotheca closterium
Lineage: Eukaryota; Bacillariophyta; Bacillariophyceae; Bacillariales; Bacillariaceae
Source: the annotation of a GenBank genome assembly
AUGAGCUUGCAACGACGAAGUACAUUGUUUAGAUAUGCGAUCGCCUCACUGUUAGUGAAGUCUUCCGUAGAAUUUGUUGCGCCACGAGCCACUUGCUGGAGUGGCUACUAUUAUCUGUUGAUACGACCACGACACCAACAUGACGAACGAUUCGCAGCAGAAUCCAGCAACCACCACCACCACCACCAAAUCAAAGUAACGUUACAAAGGCGGGAUGGCUUCCAGACAUAUCUUCCAUCGUCCUACAGCAGCAGUGAAGAUACUACGAGUAGUAUUUCUCAACCACCUUCCUCCACGACAUCGGGUUCCUCGGCGGUCCGUUCCCAGCGGCCACUCCCCACCGAUUCUGACAAACUCCAGAUGAUUUCCUUUUACAAAUUUACCCCUCUCGCCAACCCAGAAGAAUGCCGAGACACUCUGUUUGAGAAAAUCCAAGAAAUUCCGGGUCUUUGUGGUUCCAUUUACUUGGCACAAGAAGGAAUCAAUGGCCAGAUGGCGGUUCCACCUCAUCACCUCGACGAGCUUUUGGAGGCGUGUUCGAGCAGUCUGUCAUCUUUGGAUCUAUUCGUCGACGAGAAACCGAAUCUUGGGGAUGUGGUCCCAAUCUCGACCCCUACCUUUGAUAAAUUGAUUGUUCGAACUCGCGACUAUGUGCUCAGAGAUGGUAUCGAUUCAGAGAUUGGUAGGACAUUGGAUUGGAGUGAUGCCGGGCCCGAACUAGAGGCCGACGAAUGGCACGAGGCGGUCAUGAACAGAGGAUCCGAUAAUAAGAUUAAGAAUAAGAAUAAUAGUAUGGGAGCCUUGUUGGAUUGCCGGAAUUUGUACGAGUCAGAGGAAGGAACCUUUCGUGGAGCCACUCCUUUGGAAACGGAUAAUUUUCAAGAUUCCUGGUCUCAGUUGGAUGGAAUGACCAAGGAUCUUUCGAAAGACGAACCAGUCUAUAUCUUUUGUACUGGUGGAAUUCGCUGUGUCAAGGUUGGCGCCUAUCUGAAACAGCAUUUGGGAUUUGACAAUGUGAAACGGUUAAAGAAUGGGAUCAUUGGAUAUCAAAAAUGGGCAGAAGAGAAUCCAGGUGAACCCUCCGCUUGGGAGGGAGAGAAUUUUUUGUUUGACAAGCGCUGGUCUGAAAACAAGGGGGAAGUAAACGAAGAGACAAUAGAAAAAGAGUGA